This is a messenger RNA of Fragaria vesca subsp. vesca, 659 nucleotides long. Its product is annotated as stress-associated endoplasmic reticulum protein 2-like. Gene Ontology annotation, cellular component: endoplasmic reticulum. Gene Ontology annotation, biological process: endoplasmic reticulum unfolded protein response. Bases 179 to 394 code for a protein of 71 amino acids. The record is from RefSeq and is a predicted model, not a curated record. NCBI's taxonomy places the organism in Eukaryota, Viridiplantae, Streptophyta, Magnoliopsida, Rosales, Rosaceae. The transcript has 2 exons.
CCUGAAAAGAAAGAAGAAGAAGAACCAAAGGGAAGGAAGGGCCAUAAUCACCUGCGACGCGCACUCUUUCUCCUCCGCAACCUGAACAGCAAUGGUAAAUUUCUCUCUGUGUUCAAUUGGUUGGAUCUGCAAUUUGAGAUCAGAUCUGUAAUGGAUUGAAUAGAUCUGAUGGUUUUGAAUGAAUGUGCAGACGACUUCGAGGCGACUCGCAGAUAGGAAGGUGGAGAGGUUCGAGAAGAACAUCACCAAGAGAGGGGCGGUGCCGGAGACGACCGCCAAGAAGGGGAAGGAUUACCCCGUCGGCCCUAUUCUCCUCGGUUUCUUCAUCUUUGUUGUUAUCGGAUCAUCUCUGUUUCAGAUCAUCAGGACAGCUACGACUGGAGGCAUGGCCUAAAUUGAGCCUGCUGCUUCUGCCGAGUUUCUAAGUUAUGAGAGAGAGAUGGCAUUAGAUCGAAUCAUUGUCCUGUCAGUGUGGUUUUACUUUUUCUUUUUGUUAGCUAGUAGAAAAAACAACUGAUAUACAAGAAUGUGAUCUAGUACUACAAGCUGUGGUUUCUACCUUGUGAAGGAAAGAAAAAAACUUCUAUGUAGACGUUAUGAAGUUUAAAUAAUAAACUACCCCUUCCUAUAUAAUUCAUUUAUCUGUUACAUUUUAUUUG